AGGAACCUGGGAGGGUCUAGAGUCCUCCCUUCAUCUCCACCUGCCAUGAAGCUCUCUUUAACUUCCUUCGGUUUCCUCUUCCUUGGGGCCACCUUUGCCCUGGCUUCUGUUUGCCCAUGUGACUCUGCCCUAUCUUCUAUCCCUUAUUUUGAAAAUAGCAGUAGUAGUAGAGCCUACUGCUGCCUUAAUUACAUAAAUAAAGCAAUUCCAUGCAAGGCCAUAAAAUACUACGAAUGGGCAUCCAGCAAAUGUCCCAAGCCGGCUGUCAUAGUCCACCUAAAGAAGAACAACAAAAAGCUAUGUGCUGACCCCAGCAAAGAAUGGGUCCAGAAGAUCUUGAAGUGUUUUCCACCACCAUCAUAGAGACAACAUCCCUCCUGCUCCUUGCUCCCUCCUCCUUCUCAACAGGAAGAGAACUGGAACCAGGUCUGAAGCUGUUUUGAAUGCCAGAAAAACCAGGCUUCUGC
Molecule: messenger RNA, 467 nt
Organism: Podarcis raffonei (Aeolian wall lizard)
Lineage: Eukaryota; Metazoa; Chordata; Lepidosauria; Squamata; Lacertidae
Product: C-C motif chemokine 18-like
Exons: 3
Coding region: 46-363 (105 amino acids)
Biological process (GO): chemokine-mediated signaling pathway; cellular response to type II interferon; cellular response to interleukin-1
Cellular component (GO): extracellular region
Molecular function (GO): chemokine activity; CCR chemokine receptor binding
Source: RefSeq, a predicted model, not a curated record